This is a messenger RNA of Fundulus heteroclitus (mummichog), 3505 nucleotides long. RefSeq names its product forkhead box J3 (gene foxj3). The record is from RefSeq and is a predicted model, not a curated record. Lineage: Eukaryota; Metazoa; Chordata; Actinopteri; Cyprinodontiformes; Fundulidae. Gene Ontology annotation, molecular function: RNA polymerase II cis-regulatory region sequence-specific DNA binding; DNA-binding transcription factor activity, RNA polymerase II-specific. Bases 267 to 2081 code for a protein of 604 amino acids. The transcript has 12 exons. Gene Ontology annotation, biological process: regulation of transcription by RNA polymerase II. Gene Ontology annotation, cellular component: nucleus.
CUUUGACAGCUAAACUAGCCAGCCUGUGUGUUUGGCAGCGCACUCUAGCUGAGGGUUGACGGGUUUUCUACAGCUAAUUCAGGGACCCACAGAAGACGCUAUGCUGACGUCCUGAGCUGAAGGGAGUCUCGAUUUCGUCCCCUCACUUUCAACCAGUCACCACACACCAACAGCAACCGCCUCCUCCGGCCAAUUCUCCUUUUUUUUUCCCAGUUUUUCUUUCUUUUGCACCCCUCCGUUCCCUCCUGCCCGGCCUGCCGUCAACCAUGACGUCGGAGCUGGAGAGCAGCCUGACCUCCAUGGACUGGCUCCCUCAGCUGACCAUGCAGGCGGCCAUCCGCAAGACCGACGCCCAGAGCGCCCACGGGCCCGGCAUGGGCAAGAAGAGCACCUUACUGGAUCACAACACCACGCUGGAUCAGGAGGAGGUGCAGCAGCACAAGGACGGCAAGCCGCCGUACAGCUACGCCAGCCUCAUCACGUUCGCCAUCAACAGCUCGCCAAAGAAGAAGAUGACGCUGAGCGAGAUCUACCAGUGGAUCUGCGAUAACUUUCCCUACUACAGGGAGGCGGGCAGCGGCUGGAAGAACUCAAUACGGCACAAUCUGUCACUAAACAAAUGUUUCCUCAAAGUGCCUCGCUCCAAAGAUGACCCUGGAAAGGGCUCCUACUGGGCCAUUGACACCAACCCGAAGGAGGACGCUUUGCCGACUCGGCCAAAGAAGAGGCCACGGUCUGGAGAGCGGGCUUCCACACCAUACAGCCUGGAUUCGGAGUCUUUGGGGAUGGACUGUAUGAUCUCUGGAAGUGCCUCUCCAACGCUGGCAAUCAACACUGUGACUAACAAGGUGGCGUUGUACAACACGGACCAGGAAGGUAGCGAUAGUCCGAGAAGCAGCCUUAACAACAGCCUGUCUGAUCAGAGUCUAGCCUCCGUCAAUCUCAACAGUGUGGGCAGCGUUCACAGCUACACGCCGGUGACCAGUCAUCCAGAACCCGUGUCCCAGUCGAUGAGCCUGCAGCAGCCCCCCCAGUCCCAGUACAGCAUAGCAGAGCGGGAAAAGCAGCUCCCCUUCUCAGACUUCGAAAAUCUCAGUGCCUCCUUCCGCAGCCUUUACAAGUCUGUUUUUGAGCAGUCCUUCAGCCAACAAGGUCUGAUGGGCAUGCCGUCGGAUAACUCCCAGCAGACCCACACCUCCUGCUCCUAUCAGCACUCCCCCAGUGGCGCCAUCAACACUCAGAACAGCUUGUCAAACAACCAGCCCAACAACCACCACAACAACCACCCCGUCAACAGCGGCCAAGUCCCCCUGUCCCACCCCGCCCAGGCCCACCCGGGCCACGGCUCCCCCCACGCGCAGCACCUCUCUCAGCACAGCGGCACCCACGGCCAGCACCCUCAGCACUCCCAGCACGCUGCGCACUCCCAGCACGGCCAGCACCCGCAGCAGCAGCAGCAGCAGCAGCACACGGCGCACCCCCCGCAGCACACGCAGCACAGCCAGCACCCCUCCCAACACGGACAGCAGCACCAGAGCCUCUCCCACCAGCAACAGAUGGCCUGCAACACAGGUUUACUGUCCGAGUGGUACCCGAAUCUGGAUGCUCUGAAAGAAAGCUGUCGUAUUGCCAGCAGCUAUAAUUGGGCCGACGUCGACCUUUCUCCUUUCCAAGGUCUAAGAGAAAGCAUGAGACAGGCCGAGCUGAACGACUGGUGCCUUGAACCCACCCAGAUUGCGGACCUCUGCUCGUCCAUCAACCAGUUCUUUGCUCGCACCGGCGUAAUCCAGCAGCAGGGGGCGGUGCAGAGUCCUGUGUGUCACGGCUCCAUGCACACCAACAAACCCAGCCAGCACCUCAACACAGGAAAUCUCUACAUGGACACAAGACAGAGCAUGCCUCCCAUGAUGGGUCCUCCAGGAUAUCCCCACAUGCCCCCCAUGAGCAACACAGGACCCACGAUGACAGGACACCAUGCACAGAUGAACCAGCAGCACAUGAUACCUUCCAGGACCUUCCAGAUGCAUCGCAUGCAAGCCGACGACAUCCAGGACGAUUUUGACUGGGACUCCAUCGUCUAGUUGCUCGACUCUCUUCUCCCCCCUCCUCCCCCCCACCCCCCCACACCUCACCCACCCCUGUUGAAGCAAAUAAAAGCAGAUGGAGGAGGGGAGGCGUAAUCCUGAGGAAGCCAGGCUGAGCUGACGGGCCGGUUUGGCUGUGUGAUGCAGAGGAACGUUUGGAGAAAAAAAAAAAAAAAAAAGCUUUUGGUGGAAAAACAGACUUCAGAGUCCUGACAAUUCUACAAACGGCGAACCAUAACCAGAGAAUUUUACUUUGAAGACAAUCAUGCUUAGUGAGUGAUCACAGACUUGCCUGGAGACGCGUGGAACUCAUUAACAAGUAAACCACAUGGUCCUCAGCUAGCCCUCUCCUCAUACCCGGACGGUCAGCCCUCCAGAGCUGAACCCCUCCCCCUGGUCACCCCCCGCCCCCCCCCCCCCCCCCCCCCCCCCGCCCCCUCUGCUCCGUAACUGUCAUGUGAUUUGAGCGACGUGUUCAGCUUGUAAUUUUUCUCGUUUCGACAUAGGCCUCAGCUGCCUCUAAGAUGACGCUCUCUCUCUCCAACUUUCUCUCUCUCUCUCUGUCGUUUUGUCUGUACAAUGUUUUUGUUUAUUUUAACUCUUGUUUAAUUUUUUUUUUUUUUUUUUUAAGCAAACAUAGGCCGCCUGUCCCCGUUAGGAACGUGACGGCGCUCCUUGGUCACUUCUUGUGGGGGGGAACUGUGCUAUAGAUGAGAUACGGAUACGUCCGGUUUACAAACGCUGAAAAUCCAAACAGGGUGUUUUUGUUUAUUUGAACGGGAGCGGUGGUCGACUCUCUGCGGGUUUGUGUGUUAUGGGAUUACAGCGACGUUAUUCUCAGUUCUCAAACACUUUAAGAUGAAUGCAUUUUAAUGUGGAGGAGAUAAAAUCAGGAAUGUGAUAAAAGUCUUUGAAAUUAAUCUACGUUUUAUAGAAGUUGGGCAUGUUUGGGUUCUCCAGUUAGUUUGUAAAUGAUCCACCUGAUGAAAGCCCUAGGUGUCUCUAUUGUUCAUUAAACAAGAUGCUAACACUCCAAAACUAUUUGUUAAUCUAAAACAUUAGAAUGGGGACGUAAAAAAUCUUAUUAGGAUCAAGAUUACAGUCAGUAUUUGCGUAAACGUGUCCUGGUCGGUCUGUAGGAAGCUGCACAAAUGGCUAGGAAAUGAUUUAAGUAUUUUAAAUAACUAAGUUAGUUUUCUUUCGGACUAAAAAUAUCACCCUAAUAAUACUAUAAAGAGAAAACAUUUAUUAAAAAUAAGAAUGAAGUUACCAUAGAAUGACUUAAAAGAGAAACCAUAUGUUAAAAUAUUGAUUUUAGGCUAAAGCCAGAGUACAAACAUGGGUCUGAAGAAGAAAUUCAGAUGUUUCUGUAGUCUCAGGCAUGUGCUGAAUGAAAUUCUCCCCGUUUUAUAACCUUGUGU